ACACGAACAACCUAUUGCCACGUGGAAAUUGUGGUAGCAUACAAGUUGGCGCGGAAAGAAGAGAAAAGGUUAGAUACUGGUGUAGAAGACAGGAUAGUCCACAGCUACGAUUGAGGAAGCGCGGAAAGAAGGGAACAGGUUAGCUACUGGUGUAGAAGACAGGAUAGUCCACAGCUACGAUUGAGGAAGCGCGGAAAGAAGGGAACAGGUUAGCUACUGGUGUAGAAGACAAGGAUAGUCCACAGCUACGAUUCAGGAGAAGAAAUGAGCGGGUCAACUCCAACGCGAAUGGUGACGCUAAUUGAUAAUACUGAUGCGCGAAUGCACGCAGCCGACGACCUCGUGUCAUCAGAAUAUUCUGAACUGCCGCAUACGUCAGCAGAGAUCGAGACCAUGAAUGAGGAUUUCAAAGCAUUAGGAAUUCGCAUGCUCACUGAAAAUUCUGUCGAAAGAAUCAUCCCAACCAACCUGGAACUUCCUCCCUUCUGGGAGGAAAAUCCACGACAAUGGUUCUCAUUCGUGGAAUCGCUUUUUGCCGCAAAUCAGAUAAAAAAUGACUAUACCAAGUACUGUUAUAUCAUAGGUAACUUGGAGCCAGAGAUGAUGCAACUUGUUUUAGACAUAGUCAAUCGAUCGGGCAGAAAAAGGUAUGAGGCGCUCAAGCUGAGAAUCAUAACAUUGUUUGAAGAAAUGAAUCAGUUAAGGGAACAGCUGCGAGGGUAUAAAUUAAGAAGAGACGAGAAACCGUCGCUCGUUCUGCAGAGACUGACAAAUCUGGCAGCAGGAAAAUGUACCGACGCGGUAUUGCGAACACUUUUCCUCGAAGUACUUCCGCUGUAUGUACGGGAUAUAUUGGUUAUCAGCGAAGUAAAAGAUUUGGAUAAACUAGCGUUGCAAGCGGACAAGAUAUUGGAGAUUGACAAUGGCGCGAACAAGGAAGACAGAGGAGAAAACACAAACUAUAGCAAAUUCUGGGAAGCUAUCGAAGCCGUCGCGAAACCGAUGAGCGAUCUCAACACCAAUUUCGAGGAUAGCACAGCAAAUUCGAGAGAAGAACAAAAAGCCAAGAUGAAUCUUUUUAUAAAGCAUAUUACCGAUGUUUUUGAUCUUGCCGCAACAGAAUCGAUGUAUACAGUCUCCGACGGAAUGAUCCAGGCCUUACAGAAGUUCGUUGAUCCGAAGCAAUCAGAAGAGAUAUGGGGAAGGAGGGUUAGCUGGUCAUUCGAGCCUAACUACUAUUUCCACCCGUAUCCUGUAUACGGUAAAAUUCUAUUCCUUCUAACGGGCGACAGCAGGUAUAAAAGUGAAAAUAUUAAGAGAUGGCCGAUUCCUCCUACCGGCAAAAGGAAUGUUUUUCAAGAGCUCUAUAUUCAAGAAACGAGACAGAGAUUGUUCUGCGAUGCCAGUUGCCGGACCUUCGAUAGAUUGUCAAUUUGGGAGAAAUUAUAUGAGGAUUUCUCAACUGGGAAAAUUAAAUUAAAGGGGAUAUCGUUAAAGUAUGCUGAAGCAAGUUCUUUGGUAGAGACAUCACCAAGUCAAGAUGAAGAAGAAAUUAAGGCAGAGGAGGAAGCCACAAAGUAUUCUGAAUCAGAAUCGAUACAUAUUUCCUUCCCUUUCCUCGAAUCAACCAUCAAUUCAGAUGCCUUGUUUUGUACAAUCUUGUCUCAAGAUAUCUUAUAUUAUAUCAUGCAUAUUAAAUGUGUAGGUGAAGAAGUAAGGAAAGUUAACAAUAUGAGUUUUCGUGAUGCAUGGUGUUAUGCGGAUAAAUAUUAUUUUUAUCCCUGGAUAUUAAAGAAAAUUAAGAAUUACGAACGUGAGAAAUUAGCCCAACCUACCCACUUGAAGAUCGCGACUGAAGUUGUUGACAAGAUACAAGCGAAUCUGCAGCAAGGGCCAGAUAAGAAGAUAGAAGCGAAGAAUUUGAGUCAGUUUUUCAAAUUGCUGGAACUUCUGUCGCUAAAAGUUUCAAUUUUACAAAGUAAGCUGCAGUCUCUGGAAAAAGCUCGUUCUGCAACUUCGCCUGUUUCUUCUACCUGUUCCUCACCGAUAGCAACCACACAAGGUCAGGAUGAGAAUACUUCAAUUGAAGUAUGUGAGUGAAGUCUAGUGAGAGAUGCAUGCAGAAUUCCCGGUGGAUUUAGUAACCGGUGUAUGUCCAAUUCUCGGAGAAACAAAUAUACCGGUGAAACGAGGCGAUUCUUCUGAACAAUUGAACUUCUUACUAACGAUGAUGUAAUCCAAAUAUUGCACAGCUUCCGAAGGUUCAACUUGAUGAACAUAUGAUAGAUACAAGGGAAAAAUGAUAAAAAUGGGGCCUGCCAAAGCGGAAAAAGCAUAGCCAAGAGAAAGCAUUUCACUCGACACCUAUUUGUGUGGAUAAAACCAGAGGAUCAUUAGAAUUUCUAUAUAAAGGAUCUUAUCCUAUCCUUUGAUUCUGACCUGAUUGAGACCAGUAUUUCCGGAGAUGUUUUGCUAAAGGAGAAACAAGACUGAUAAACAAGACUGAUUGUAAUAGCUAGUCUUCCAUAACCUGCACUGACUGAAAAUGUAAUGUGUUCAGAAGACAAAUUCGCGCUUUAGCUAAAGGCUCAGACUUCUCUCUCUUAGUUCCGGUUUACAAUUUUACAUUUUUUAGUUAAAGUACGAACUACUUAGCGUAGACUCAAACCUCACGUUAUUCGGGUUUUUCAUAACAUUAUUAGAUGGUGCCAGGCAGUCCGUUGCCACUUUUUAGUAAUUAUUUCAAUAAUAUCCUAAUAAGUAGAAAGCAUUAAAUCAAUCUUUUGAAAGAUAGAUUUUAUAAAUAU
Messenger RNA from Dinoponera quadriceps, 2807 nucleotides. RefSeq lists its product as uncharacterized. The record is from RefSeq and is a predicted model, not a curated record. The transcript is spliced from 2 exons. NCBI's taxonomy places the organism in Eukaryota, Metazoa, Arthropoda, Insecta, Hymenoptera, Formicidae. The coding region runs from base 265 to 2100 and encodes 611 amino acids.